UCAAUCCGUAUUCUCUUAUGUUCGUGUACUCCAUUUCUUACAACUGUCUUUUGUAAAAUUUUACACGAACAUCGUUGCCGCGAAAACAGCCUGCAUCUACAACCGAUGACAGAUGAUUAUAUUUUAGGUCUAGGUUCACGUACCUUAAACCCAUAAAUCCUACAAAGUUCUUUUUUUUAUUACAGCUUUCAAUGAUGAUGAAUAUUGACACAUGGUAUAUAGUUACAAUGCUAACUAUAUCAUUGUUCCAUAGUGUCACGGCAAACUGGAACAGAGUAUGCACGCCCUUCACCAAAAGCUUCGGGCCCCACCCACAUGGGCUCUGUGGUAGUAGGAUUGAUGAGACCCUAGACCUGCUUUGUGUUGGUGGUUAUAACGAGUAUCCAUCCUACGGCGGAUUUAGAAGAAAGCGAGAAAUCUCUGAAAGACACUUAGAAGACCUCAGUGGAAUUUUGAUACGAAGACAAGAGGCAAAUUCAUAUCUAGUCAAAAGAUCCAGUUUUUAUGAACGUGGAAUAGUGUGCGAAUGUUGUUACCAUCGUUGCUCUGUGUUUGAACUAUUUUCUUACUGCAGAGGGGAACCAGGUCUUCUUGGUCUGUUUAAAAGAAGUGUUGGCGAGCAGAAACAAUCCUUUCGGCAUGACCACUCCAACGAUUAAAUGUUAACAAUUUUUUUUAUAAAUUUUAUGUUGGAAGGGCUUAAAUAUCAGUCAAACAAGGCACUGGCUAAGACAGUUCAAAAAUUGAAGUUUGUGAAUAAUUUCGAUAUUAAUCAUGUAUGCAGUUUUACAUCGUCAGACGCCAAAAACAGUCAUUUGGAAUUUACAUAAAUUAGUUUAUUAUAGUAUGGUAUUGUUUUGAAACUGCAAUUAUAUCGAAAAGGAUAAAUUGUAUUUCUGAGGUUUUAAAAUCUAAUCAAACAUACACCUAAUAUAAACACGGUUAUGUGCAGGAUAUACUCAUAUGAUAAUAAGCACUGGCAUCAGACCAGAAAGAAAAUGCCUCUGUACAUGUUAUAGCCUACCCCUAGGUAUACUAUAAGAACAUAGUCAUGAACGGGAA
This is a messenger RNA of Mercenaria mercenaria, 1062 nucleotides long. Its product is annotated as molluscan insulin-related peptide 3-like. Gene Ontology annotation, cellular component: extracellular region. Gene Ontology annotation, molecular function: hormone activity. Bases 192 to 659 code for a protein of 155 amino acids. The transcript is spliced from 2 exons. The record is from RefSeq and is a predicted model, not a curated record. NCBI's taxonomy places the organism in Eukaryota, Metazoa, Mollusca, Bivalvia, Venerida, Veneridae.